GCGUUUUUUUUAUAUUCGUUUGGUGUUAGCUUGCGAUAAGAUGAAAUUGACUUACUUUUUCCUAAUCUGCGCUUUUGUGGCUGCCUCUGUGGCCAGCGACCCAAAGGUGAAGAUCGGCAUUAAGAAGCGCGUGGAAAGCUGCACACGGAAGGCAAAAAGCGGCGACCUAGUUCAUGUGCACUACAAGGGCACACUGCAGGAUGGCUCCGAGUUCGACAGCAGCUACUCCCGCGGCUCUCCUUUCUCCUUCACCCUCGGCGCCCGCCAGGUGAUCAAAGGCUGGGACCAGGGAAUCCUUGGAAUGUGUGAGGGCGAGCAGCGGAAGUUAACCAUUCCCCCGGAACUGGGAUAUGGAGCAAGUGGUGCGGGUGGCGGAAAGAUUCCACCCAACGCGGUGCUUGUCUUCGACGUUGAGUUGAUGAAGAUCGACCCACGUGCUGGAUCUGAAGAACUGUAGAAGAAGCCAGAACCCGUCGACAUUCCAUUAACAAAGCCCAAAGCUUACUUAGAAAUUAUGUUGAUAGCCUCUAAAUUUGUUUGCUUUUCAGCAAAGAAAUCUAAUACUUAUCUGAAGAACUUUAAAAGUCAUGUUUACUUCCCAGUUUUUCCACUUUUUGCAACUUCGUCUCAAACAUCCCAAAGAGCCAAUUAAUGACCUCAAUAAAACACAAUGCCAUUUUUUUACUA
Molecule: messenger RNA, 687 nt
Organism: Drosophila ficusphila
Lineage: Eukaryota; Metazoa; Arthropoda; Insecta; Diptera; Drosophilidae
Product: FK506-binding protein 2
Exons: 2
Coding region: 41-457 (138 amino acids)
Biological process (GO): protein peptidyl-prolyl isomerization
Molecular function (GO): peptidyl-prolyl cis-trans isomerase activity
Source: RefSeq, a predicted model, not a curated record